Molecule: messenger RNA, 2833 nt
Organism: Laccaria bicolor S238N-H82
Lineage: Eukaryota; Fungi; Basidiomycota; Agaricomycetes; Agaricales; Hydnangiaceae
Exons: 6
Coding region: 1-2721 (906 amino acids)
Molecular function (GO): methyltransferase activity
Source: RefSeq, a predicted model, not a curated record
AUGCCCCUGUUCUCCAAGGCUGUGGCAGAACAAAGAGGGUCUCAUCCCCCUCAAGCACCGCCAAUAUCAACAGCUAAAGCGCCUGGUAAAUUCGAAAGCUUCUUUAAUAGAUCUAAACGGACAAGCGCAACUUCCGAAGUGUCGUUCCAAAACCGAAACCCACAUUACCACGCCCCCGCAAUUAUAUCAGGACAAACGACUGGAUCAGGACCAGGACCGUACUACCGCGACCAGCAAGAAACAAGGACACGAGUGUAUGCCCAACAAAUCCCUAUAAGUAUGGACUCGGCACAAUACCCCAGCCACCUACGUGAUUUUGUGGAGGCGACCUACCAGCCCCCGCCCCCACCGCGAACGCAAGGAUCACGUCCAUUACCUGCCCCUCCCCAACGACAGUCGGCAAACUUGAACCCAAGUCCGCCAUCAUCCCCUUUCAUGAAUGAAACCCACUCAAAUCUAAGCCAACCGUCUCCGGUUAGAAAGAAAGGAUACAAUUCACGGCUGUCAGAUACCAGUCCCAUGCCACCACGUCAUCCAAGUUACCCCCCUUUACCAAAAUACGAAGCAGAGCCAAGCUUCGACGAUGAUAUCUCCGAACUCUCCUCUAGUAACUCACCCGCUUCCCCCUCUGCAACUCUAUAUCCCGGGCCACCACGCACGCCCUCCUUGCCUGCUUACACUUACAAUACCACCCAUCCAUACUUCCAAAGGCCACAUGAAGAAGACCAGCACCAGCAUGUAUACCCACCUAGACCGCACUUCCAAAGAAUAAACGAAGAAGAGCAGCACCAACAUGUAUACCCACCUAGACCCAGCUCGGCCGAUACGCAUUACACCACACCCCUCAACGCCCCACAAGCCAUCUCACCAUCUUCAUCAUACUCACAUGCAACUUACCUGCCACCUACACCCAUCCGCCUCGAAUUCGACCCCUCCAUGCCAAUCAACGCAUCCGACUACGUGUUCCCGCCUUCGCCAACCACCGUCCCGGGUCGGUCUGGGGGUAUAGACGAGCACGAGCAGCGAAAGUCGAAAGCGGUUAGUGCGAGUACAAGUACGACGAGUAUGUCGCCGUUGUCGGAUUUGUCGAUGCCUGUCCCGUUGGUGCCCCCUGCACAAGCACAAAUACAAGCGAAUCAUAGGACACCGCUGCCCGUGGUGCCCCAACAUCGUCAAGUUCACCAGCACGAUUCGAUGCAGCCUUCCUCUUCCUCGUUACCUCUUUCGGUUCCCGCAUCUACGUCUUCUUCUGGCCCCCAAGACAAAGACAAAGAUUCCACGUCUCCAACUACAGCACCAGCACCAUUCAUCUUCCCCUCCGGUCGUUCUCGAGCCAACCCCAAAGCGAAACCCAAACCCAACACCACCCGGGCCGACCCUUCGCCAACUCGGUUCAAGGGACUUCGUCUCCUGAAAGACAAAUCCAAGAAACCGGAUAAAGGGAAGCAGAGAGAACGGGAUAAGCAGGUGGAAGAUGGGAGUGAGAUGCAGAUGAUGUCGAUGUCGAUGUCAGGGUCGACUUCGAAUUUCUCGGGUGUUGGGUCGACGGUUGAUUUGGGAGUGGGGGUUGGAGGAGGGGAUGAGGUGGUGUUUGAUAUUCGGAGGGCUAGUAAUAGUACUAGGAUGAGUGCUGGAGUGGCAACGGGAGGCAAGCCGAGGGUUAGGAAUUAUCCUUUGGAUCCGUUUGAUGCUGUUCUUCUUGACCAUGACAGACGGACGGGGGAGCUGUUACGUCGUUUGAACACGACCGACUCGCCGACGUUCUAUGACUAUGGGACCUCGCCUCCUCGACAGGUACUUGACCUUGGAUGCGGACAAGGACACUGGGUCGUUGAAGCUGCCAUGAAAUGGAGUGGAUACGGGACCAAAGUGACCGGGUACGACAAAGUGAAUAUCUUAUCGCCACUCGCUGUCCAACAUAGGGUAAAAGGUCAAAUCGAGUUUAUUCGAGGGAAUUUCCUAACACAACAACUCCCCUUCGACUCCCACACCUUCGACCUAAUAAGAAUGUCAUGCCUCACACUCUGCAUACCCACAGACUCAUGGGCACACGUAUUCGAAGAAACCUAUCGCGUACUCGCCCCAGGUGGACGACUGGAGUUGAUCGAAGAUACCAUCAUCUUCCCACCCCAACCCCCCAUCACCCCUCUUCUCAACUUCGAAUACCUCUUCGAAGAUCUGCUUUCCAAGACAUACGGCAUCUCCCUCCAUCCCGAGACGUUCAUCUCGCAAUUGAUGAAAGAUAUAUUUGGAUACGGGGAGCUGGUGCAAGUCAUGCAUCUCUCCCUCGCUCACCGUGAUCCCACACCCACUGAGGAAGACCGAGACGAAGGUGCUGCUGCAAGCGAGACGGAGAGCAAGCCAACGACAGGUCUCCUCCUCCAGCCGUCAACCUUCCUCCCCAUGGAGGCAGAAGAACUCGAGAUGCACACGACAAGACAUAUCAGAACUUUGUUAUCGUGCAAACAUAAGCUGGUAGAACACGCCAUCGAAACGGCUACCGAAGAAGACGUGAAUGAUGAAUUGGUGCAGGAGGCUCUGUAUGAAUACGAAAGCUCAAUACAUCAGAGGUUCCACCCUACUAUACAUCUCGAUGCGAAUGGGCAGGUGUCGGACUCGCAGGAUUCGGAUUCGAGCGGUGAGAUGGGCAGUGCCAUCUGCACGUUCCGCGUGUUUGGGGCUAUCAAGAUGGAGAGAGUCGUGUUUACCUCUAUUACUUGACGAUGAGCUUUAUCCACAACGAUGUUGUGUGUCUUGGAAUGUCCACUGGCCACUUUGGGCCGUUAGCGAUUGCUUCAUCCGCUGCGUAAAUAUAAACGUCGUCUUCAAAGUU